AUUCAAACCUAUUCUCGUUUUCCGCACCUAGAUUACCCUCCCAUUUUCCCCAUUUAUCCCUCGUUCCUAACUCCUUUUUCUUCAAUGUCGCAUUACGAGAUUCAUUAGAAAUUUGCGAGCGAUACGGCGAGGGUUUUGGGGACAUUACUGGCGGUGACAACGGAGAAUUACCGGUGCUGACAUGGUGGUGGAAGCUUCGAUUGAUUCGGGUCAUGGCAAAUCGAGCGUCAAUGAAUUUAGCUGUGAUUCAAAAGGUGGAGGAUAUCUUACACAAUCAGCAAUUGGAGCUGCUGUCUAUUGUUCUCCCUCUCCUCCGUAUGAGGGGGAAUCGUUCUCGCAGGCACAUGAGGACCAUCAGAGCUGCUUUUUCUCGGCUAAACCGGAUCCCUGCCCAAGUAAGGUACUUUAAUAGGCUCGUGAAUGUCUCUGACGUCGCCUGCAUAGAUAACUUGCGUAUGGACCGCAACACAUUCGGUAGAUUAUGCAUUCUCCUUCGUGGGACCGGGGAUUUGGUGGAUGGGAACUUUGUGAGUGUGGAGGAACAAGUUGCCAUGUUCUUGGGAAUCCUAGCACAUCACAAAAAAAAUCGUAUAGUGCGGUUUCAAUUUACGAGGUCUGGAUAUACUGUAUCACGUUAUGUGCACGCCGUGCUCGGUGCGGUCCUCAAGCUACAUGAUACCCUGCUCGUGACACCCGAACCUGUGUCUGAUGAGUAUGAUGAUAGUAGGUGGAAAUGGUUCAAGGGAUGCCUUGGAGCUCUGGAUGGAACGUACAUUAAUAUGCAUGUACCAAAUGAGGACAAACCCCGCUAUCGAUCAAGAAAGGGGCAGAUUUGCACGAAUACAUUGGCUGUAUGUGAUCGGAAGAUGAGAUUUGUGUAUGUUCUUUGUGGAUGGGAGGGUUCAGCUGGAGAUGCACGUGUAUUACGUGACGCCGUCACUCGGGAACACGGUUUAAAAGUUCCAAGAGGCAAUUACUACCUGUGCGACAAUGGCUACGCGAAUAGCGAUGGCUUCCUUACUCCAUACAAGGGGGUCAGGUAUCAUCUGAAGGAGUGGGGUGUAGGUACACAGGCACCACAAAAUGCGCGUGAAAUAUUCAACAUGAGACACACAAAAGCUCGUAAUGUGAUUGAGAGAGCAUUUGCAGUGUUAAAAAUGCGUUGGGGUAUAUUAAGGAGCGCUUCGUACUAUCCAUCGAAAAUCCAAAUUAGACUUAUGAUAGCUUGUUUCUUAUUGCACAACUUUAUUAGGUCUGAAAUGGAAAAUGACCCAAUGGAAAUUGACUUAGACAAUGCAACACCAAUUGAUGUCGGCCAGGGUGAGGGUCAUGCGACAGAAUUUGUCGAUAUCGUUGAGCCAUCUCCGGCGUGGACCAACAUGCGUGACACACUUGCAGAAUCAAUGUGGAAUGGGUAUGGGAUCAAUUUGGCUCCGUGAACGUGAACGUUGGUUACCUUUUGAAGCAGCAACAUUGAGUUCUUGGAUCGAGUUUGUUUUUUUGGACAUGAACCUGCGAUGUGCUUAACACUUGCGUGCUUUAAUCUUCACUCUAUUUGCAUGUAAUCUUUCAACUAUUUGGCUGUAAUCUUUAAACUGACUUGACUCUAUAAAUUGCAGUGUUAUAUAACUACUCCCAUUCAACUUUUUGGAAUGAAUCAUUUUGUUCUAAA
Salvia splendens (bonfire salvia) is the source of this 1672-nucleotide messenger RNA. Its product is annotated as protein ANTAGONIST OF LIKE HETEROCHROMATIN PROTEIN 1-like. The transcript is spliced from 5 exons. The record is from RefSeq and is a predicted model, not a curated record. Lineage: Eukaryota; Viridiplantae; Streptophyta; Magnoliopsida; Lamiales; Lamiaceae. Bases 213 to 1439 code for a protein of 408 amino acids.